Messenger RNA from Macrobrachium nipponense, 3224 nucleotides. Its product is annotated as hemicentin-1-like. NCBI's taxonomy places the organism in Eukaryota, Metazoa, Arthropoda, Malacostraca, Decapoda, Palaemonidae. The coding region runs from base 366 to 3224 and encodes 952 amino acids. The transcript has 12 exons. The record is from RefSeq and is a predicted model, not a curated record.
AGACCCGAUGAUCGACGUGGGUAGUGUCUGGGGGGAGGGCCAGCCUGCCUUGUCUGCCGAAACCGAAAUUGGAAGGUGAUCAACCUCUUCUGGUCCUUUGGUAUCGACCAUUCAGCAGUUCCCUGCCCAUUUACAGUUACGACGCUCGUGUGGGAGACUUCUCCAGCGGCGUCAGGUGGUGGGACGAAGUGGUCCUGGGCAGGAGGGGCUAUUUCGUGCCCUCCACCACGCCCUCGCUGGUGCUCGAACCCGCCCAUGCCCACGAUCAGGACGUCUACACGUGCAGGAUCGAUUACCGCGUUUCGACGUCCACGACAACCAGGGUCAAUCUCACGGUCGUCGUGUCCCCUGGCCCCCCUGUGGUGAUGUGGGAAGGCCGAGAGAUGGUGGGGACAGUAGGACCCCUGCAGGAGAACCAACUGACGGAGCUGACCUGUAGGAGCGUGGGAGGGAGUCCUGCGCCUUCUCUCACCUGGUGGAAUGAAGGAAGGGAGCUCCCCCUCCUGCUCUCUCAUUCCUCUUGGGAUCCUGUGACAGGAUCGAGUGUAGUCGAAGCCUCGCUGUCAGUCACAGCCAAAAGGGAACUCCAGGGUGGAUCUUUAACUUGCUACGCCCACACGCCCGCACACCUCAACGCCUCGGAGGGUGCCAUAAUUCCCCCACGGAGUGCCUCUGUGUCACUCAAUAUCACACUCUCCCCAGUCGAAGUCAGGAUACUGGAACCAGAUCCUAUCGUAGCAAUGUCGGGGUCUACGGUAAGCGUCGUGUGUCGCGCAUUAGGAUCUCAUCCUCCGGCGGACCUCUCUUGGUGGAAGGAUAGAAAGUCCUUGGAACCCCACGUCACUCACGCCAUACAAGACGGCGGCAACAUCACGACAGCCACUUUGACCGUCGCUGUGACGGGAGCAGACGACGGGACGACUGUCACCUGCACAGGUGUGAAUCCCGCCCUCUCCAGAGAGGAGGAGCCUCUGUCAGACAGGAGAAAGCUCACUGUCUUCUACGAGCCCAUCGUGGAGCUCACCCUCGGGAGACCUCUGGAGGCCGACAACAUCAAGGAGGAGGACGACGUCUACUUCGAGUGCCACGUCAAAUCGAACCCCAAGUCUCACCGCAUCGAGUGGUACCAUAAUGGUGAGGAAAUCGGGCAGAGGGUGAGGGCGGGAGUCGUCCUCAGCAGACAGUCGCUCGUCCUCAGGGGCGUCGUCAGGAGCCACUCGGGAUCUUACACCUGCGUCGCCACCAACGCCCACGGCCGUUCCGUCAGCAACACCUUUUUGCUGACAGUCCAACAUGCCCCCAUAUGUGCAGGGUCAGCAGGUCGAGAGACCCUAGGGGCAGCUCGAGGGACAGUGGUGAAGGCCAGGUGCACAGUGGAGGCCGAGCCUUCUUCCAACUUGGUCUGGUCCUGGGUGCGGAAGAGGACUGACGGCAGCGAGGAGAUCCUGUCCUCGGACAAGUACAUCAUCGAGGGACUGACGUCGACCCUGACGGUCGUGCCUGAGAGGAGGGAAGACUAUGGUCGACUGCUCUGCAGGGCAACGAAUAACGUCGGCCGUCAGAAGGAGCCAUGUACUGUCAACCUAGUCCCAGCCGGCCCACCUGAUAUACCCACCAAUUGCUCGGCCACACAUGUCAACCCUGAUGCUCUUAAACCAGCCAUUGCUGUGGCCUGCUUGGAGGGAUUUGAUGGAGGGCUGCCUCAGAAUUUCCUGCUGGAAGUGUGGCAAGAUGGUCUGGUUCUUGCAAAUAUUAGUAGUGAGUAUCCCGAGUGGGUGGUCAGUGGCAUGGAGUCCGGGAAAGGGGUCAUUCUGAACAUCGUGGGUCAUAACAUUCGAGGCCGAAGUGACCCUGUCACCAUGAAGGUUCAGACUAGCAGUGCCCAACAUACAGCAGCUCCAGUACAAGAAUCAGCCAUAGAGGUUUCUCCAGGCAUCGGUGCUGCCUUGGGAGUUGUGGGGGUGAUUCUGGUGCUGCUUUUGUCUGUGAUAGUCAUCAUUAGAAGGUCCUACACUUGUCCCAGGAAACCAGUUGGUGGGAAGACACCGGCUUCCUCCUCCCCUACUGAAGGAUUAGACCUUGAUGUUGUACAGUCUAUAAAACACUUGGACGUUGUCUCGUGUGUCCAGGAGGAACACCCUAAAGAGGAACUACUAGAUCCAAUGUUUGUUUACUCCACGCACAUCUACCCUCCUGGUGACAGAGAGGGGACAGAUGAAAAUCAUGCAUCUACCGAUGAAGAUAUUGGAAAUGUAGUUCUUCUGACUGGCAAGGUACAAAGACAUUUGUCAAAGUCACCUCGGCAACGUCGACUGUAUGACACAAAUAGACAAAGGAUGAACCUAUCCCAUGAUCAAAGUGAAGACUCAGGAGUGUCUGAAUCAGAAUCUGACAAUGAAAUGGAAAUGGCUGGAGCAGAGGAGAGGCCAUCUUUAUCCUGUUCCAUAGGUGAAUCAGAUCUACCUUGCAUUGCCUUGCCUAUAGACAGAGUUGUGAGAUCACCAGAAAAGGCGUCAUCUCUGGAAGACUCAGGAUACAAGCAUUCUUCCUCCUUCAUAGAUACGACCACGACUUGCUUGUCUAUGAAACUCUUAUAUGAGACUCCUGAAGAUGGUCAUCGUAAUUCAAGGAUAUCACAUGAAGGCGUUCCCUUAACCAUUCCUUUGAGGGAGAUGCCAGAGGACCUUUCUUCCCAAGAAACACACUUUCAAUUAAGCAAGAGAGGGCCACCUGCUCAGGGAGAAAUUCCAUCCCCAGUUGAGGUAAUCUGCCUCGCUGUUUCGCCAACAAAGGUCAGUCCAGUCACUAACAAAGGCCAGAUGCCUCCAAAAACGAAGAGUGUGCAUCCCUUACCACAGGGUGAAACAAUACUGAAGUCAGAGCAUCCAAAAAGAGAUCCAUCAAGAAUUCUUAGCUUAAACAGGAUUGAAACCGGAAUGCCAGUCACUUUGUGCAAGGCAGACAAUGGAGAACUUCUUUUACUGCCUAGAAAACCUGACUACGAAGGAACUGGGAUACAGUUGAUUACAACUCCAGUUUACACAAUAACAACUCUACCAAAAGCUUUAGGAAAGAGAGAGAAAGCCAGCCAAAAGAAAAGACCUAGCCAGAAGUUGCCUACAGCCAUAUCCACUAAUAAAAGUCUUGGUGCAAAACAAGUUAGUCGUAGGGAUUAUACUCCUUCUGCACAUCCUGAUGUCUGCCGGAGAGAAAGCUCAGUGUAG